GUUCAGCUUCGGUCCUUUGGUGACCUGGAAAGCCAUUUCCUCCCCCACGGCUGCCUGCCUGCUGCCUGCCUCAGCUGGCCGCUCUCUCCCCUCCCUCCCCUCCCCUCCGACCUUCCAACCUCCCCGUGUUGUUUCUUAUCCGGAACCCUUCCUUCCAAGCUAGCUAUCGAUCGAUCUAUCUGCCUCCUACUUAUCUGUCUAGUUUGACUGUGUCUACCUCCCACCGACCAUCUCCCUCCUCCUCAUCCUACUAGUCACUUCGUUCACACUCUACGAUCACUCGCUUUCUCCGUCCUGUUUGUGUCGGCGCGGGCGCUCCUUCCCGCCAAUUCCUCCCAGUCUCUCUUCUCUCCUCCUCCCCUCUUGCCCGAUUUCAAUCAAACGCCUCAAACCUUCAAUCCCUCCCCGUUAAUUCACUGCAUCACCCCGCCUUCCCUGUGUUCCCAUUCUCUGGGCUAAAACAAAAAAUGUCAUGGCAGCUGCCCCGCUAGAGAGCUCUAGCACCCCACCUGACGCUAGUAUCUCGACCGACUCAACCACCGAUCCAACGCGUCCGCUCGACCAUCCCAUGGAAGAGUCUGAUCCCCAAUCCACCCGGAAACGCCCCCGCCUCGACAGUGGGAGCGGUGCCUGUGAGUCGUGGUCCCUUCCCAACGAGACUUCCGCCGCUCGACCCUCCGAUCAGAUCCCGGAUGCUCCUGCCACAACCGGCCAGGAAGCUUCGCCAUCUCCCCCCGCUAGCCGAGUCGCCAUCAAGCUGAAGUCCCCCGUGGCCGGCAACAUGGCCGCUGCUCCCGACGACCCCGCCGCCGCCGAACUGCCCACCGCUGGUCCUCCCGCUCCGUCCGCCGACGAAACUGGAGCUGACGCCUCCACCGCGAUCUCGCUGUCGUCGUCGACCGCCCAGAGCCCGGAGAUCGAGGUGGCCGACCUGGAAGAUAUGGAUCAGGACCCCAAUACCUCCAGUUGGAAAUCCCUGGGAGACGCGAUGCGGGAACCAGUGACGCCGGACGUGGUGCAGCUCCACGACCAGCCGGCGCUGACGGAGUCAUUCCCAAGGUUGGACGUGACUAGUGAUUUGCGGGAGAACCUAGAGGAGAUCUGUGUCAUCAUUGAGAAAGCGGCAUCGCCCGACGUGCCAGUAUUCAUUGCGGUAAAGGUCUGGAUGGACGAAGUCGCAAAUAACUUGGAUCAGUUGUCGUAUGAAAUAUUGGCGGAAGACCGGGGGUUUUGGGAGGAGCUACCUACCGUUGUAGACAGCGUGUUGCGCAGGACCCAGGAUUUUCGACCUGAUCAAGGCCGCGGGCCCUGGGCUUGUUUGGAGGAGUUCUUUCUCGACUACGCUCAAUUGGCACUCCACAUCAUUCGCUUGGAUAACUUGCUCCUAAGGCAAGCUGUCGAAGAUGCCGAUGCGCAGAUGAUAGACCCCAUGUCGAGAUGCUACUUCACCUCCCUGGGUUGGAUCCUGCAGAUAAAUAUCAUCCCAUUCUUCCGUUCUAUGGAAAAGACACAUGCGCGCGAUAUUGCGAAUAUGGUCGCUCGCAUCAACGACCGGGUUGCUUCCCCGCCCUUGGAUAUUAUCCGCCAUUUGUCUGAGCAUGCCGCCUGCAUUAUGGCCCUUAUUACCCGGUGGCCACAGCUUUCGGCCUCCUUGGUCUCUAUUUUGACUAUUGUUCACAGCCUAAUAGAGUCGGGGAACGAGCGGAAGAGAUACCGGGCGGAUGAUGCUCUGGUGGACUCAGAUAUCUACCUUCGUACCAUGAAGCGUGCUUACGCGUUGGUGCGCGCCGCGGAUGAGAACUACCAGGCUCACAUAAGUAAGAAGUCACCUUGGGUUUCCAGUGAUACGAGCGAACCGAUGCUGCGUUACAUUUCAUUUUCCUACCUCACACUAUGCCUUCGUGAUCCGGAGUUUGCUUUGCAGGUCGCUCAGGAUCUCGCGUUACAACUUCCCGAGGAUCUGAACCCCGAUGAUCGCGCUCAUAUCAUACAUUACGGUUGGAAAUUUGCCGUCCUGAAAAAGCACAUCAUGGACGGACGAAUGGAGCUACGCGUCCAUGGUAUAGAGGCAAUGCAGGGAGAUCUGGUCAGUGUAUGGAGACAGCAUAUCCAAGGGACCAUGGAUGGCGUCGAACACCCCGUGGUCCAGUAUCUUGUGGACUUUUUGAGGCAGAAUCGGAUUGUCGAGUACAUCGUGGGGAUUGAUUCACAUCCUCAGCUAAUCAGCAGAAGUUCGAACAUUGCCGGAUUUCUUGUUGUCACGGGUACUUAUACCGAUGCCGAUACUGAUACGCUAUGGAAGACUGUAACCGAGAGCCCAGAUCCUCGGACAGUAUCCGAAGUGCUGGGCAUGCUAUGCAAGACCUUCCAUAUGCAUGUCCCCUCAUCGCCUGCAUUGGUAUAUAUGUGCUCCAAAUUAGUGGAUCUUCCACUGGCUCGCUUCGAUGCGCGGAUGGUGGAUUUCUGUGAGCAACUUCUCCACCAAGUGCGCGAGAAAUACAGCGACAGGAAUCGCCGAGACCUUGCCGAUCGGAUCCACGUGGAUGCUAUCCCACUGCGCUUGUGCGUGCGUCUGAUCCGCGAGAGUGCUGCUGCCGAUGAUUUGCCGGUGGAGCACAAGGCCCUUCUGCAGAAAUUCGCCGGCGCACAGCUCAGUUCAUUCAUGGAUAUCGGCCUGAGCGAGGUGGACAAGAUGGACACGUAUGAGCAAUGCCUUCAAGACAUUGCGGAAAUGAACCAAUUUACCGUUGGCAGCAUUCAAGCUCUGAACGCUCUUCUUCCCGGCAACGAUCCCCAGGAGCUCCGAAAACUUGCUGAGGAAUUCGACCUGACGCGUCUAGUGAUAAUCGAGAUGGCGCGAACCGUAGGGAUGGACCAAACGGACUUCACGGACCCCUUUUCUCUCAGCGGCUUUUCGUCACGGAUCCACAUGUUAGCCCGGAUUAUUGAUAUGGUGCCCGACUCAAUUACCCCGGCCUUUGCUGAUACGCUUUGGCGCAAGGUCUUCAUGUCAAAAUCCCUCGCGCAGCAAGGAAGGCGAAGCCUCUGGGAUAUGCUUUGUGGGAUUACCCGUUUUAGUGCUCAGGCGAAUCAGUUUAUAGGCCGCUGUAUUCAGGUUUACCUACCACAGCUCUCACCUGCCGAAGACUACUUCCCCGAGGUCCUUCAGUUUGCUAAGCAGACCAUCAACUACGAGGUUCGUUUCAAUCCUCCGUCAGUUGCCGGCGAGGAUGAGGUCGUUACGAUUCCGGGUAUGGAACGGAUUUGGGGCUUUAUUCUGACUGCUCCGCCUGGUACUAUUGAAACGGAUGCAACGAACUUUGCCAUCGAGGUUUAUCUCGACCAUGCGGUCAUCAACCGGUCACCCCGUUCUGCUGUUGAGGCUACUCACAUUGCUCUAGUGGAUCGUUGUGUCGACCAGCUUAAAUCCGCUGCAUCAAAGCUGAAAGCCUACCACGGGAAUGCCGGUGAGGCCUUGGAUGGAUCGUCAGAGGCCGUUGGUUCGGAAAGUGACGCGGUCCAGGCGGCUGAGUUGAGAUUUAGCCGCUCACUGCUCUUCCUUCGCCAAUUCUUACAGGGCUUGCGGAGCCGUCCUCGGUAUAGCCCACCGCAAGCCUUGCCUCUUGAUUUGCCCGGCAAGCCUGCCAAGGGCGAUAUCAUUGAUAUCCGCUAUCAGACAUUCAAUGGUGGCACACAGUCAAAAGUUCGCUCUUUGCAGAUUGGGGAUCUUUCAACUACUGCGGAGCUCAUGGAGACCCUUGUGCAGCUCACCGGGUUUACGAAAUUUGGUACAAUAUCUGGCGGUCGAAAAAUCGAUCUUCUUGAAAAGCCCGGCAGCACUAUUCGGGAGUUAAAGCUCGGCUCAGGACUCCUUCUUGUCCGCCGAGACCAAGACAGUCGCGAACUGGCAUUGACAGGAAGACGUCACUCUUUAACGUCAGUGGAUUCUGAAGUCCUCAAGCACUUUGACGAUCUUUAUGAUCUUCUUGGGCUUGAGGAUUAUCUGGCACGUGAGAUUUAUGAUUUUCUUGUUGUUUUCCCGCCCCAGGAUAGGGUUCUGCAGUUGGUGAAGUCCACCGACAAGAAUGAGGACGACAUUUUUCCAAUGGAUAAACCAUACAGUCUCCUUUAUUCGGUUAAUGCGCUUUCAGUGUGCCUGCGCGAAGAAGCCCUGGAGUCUUCUCCAAAUCAAGACUAUGUAUCUCACAGUGUCAACAUCUUGGUCUCUGCGUUGACGCGUCCUUCAAUGGCAGAAUCCUUGGCAGACAGUUCGGCUAAACUUCUCUUUGCUACUCAUAUUGUCGAGUGCCUUCUGUAUGCGCUCUUGGUUCGACCAACUCCUAACGAUGGGGCAUCAAUUAUACCAAAGCCCGCGGCGUUGGCCCAACAACUGUUUCACUUCAUCAAGGUGGCUCGGCAACUACCCAACUCCCGCCUUCCAGAACUCGGCAUUACAAAGCUGAUAUGCAACUCAUUUGCCGUUCUGACGGAGGGCUCUGUACGGGAUCUCGAGUUUUGGGAAACAGUCAAGCAACAGGCGCAAUUCAGUGACCUUCUAAAGUCGCUUCUCUUGGACGAGCAUCGUCAGUCCAUUCGAAAAGGCAUUGCAGAUAACAUAGCUGUCGCCUGUAAUGCUUCAAAGCUACUCAGGAAGCCGGCGAAGUCAGUUAGCUCGGAGACGCAGGAGACGCGAGGAUCAUCUGUUCCCCUUGAGGAGCCUGUUAGAAUCGACAUCCUUGCAACGAUCUGGGAAGCUUUCGUUAAAACUUUCCCGGUGACACUGGACUAUGCGCAACAGUCUCAAGAAUUCUUCGAAAUCGCCAUCAUGGUUUUCCGCUCGGUUGCGGAGAAGUCACCGCAAGACCUGGUAUUUAGCCAGUACUUGAAGCAGUGGAGCACCGUCAUGUUGCGCCAUCAAACAGAAGAGUUUGUUGGUCGAGAGCCGGUAGACCACCUUAUCCUUGGCUUUGCUCGGCUCCUGAGGUUAUGCUUAGAUCUGGCAAAUUCUAUCAACUCCACGGUGGAUACCUCCGACCUCGCCGAGAGUCUGUUCGACCAAUAUCUCUUCCCCGAUCUCUCCGUUCCUUCCUCCGACUCCGGUGUCAUCAUACCCCACGUUCCUGUCAUGCAUACACAGACCCGUCAGGAGCUGUAUGCUAUCUUGAGUCAGCUCUGCAAGUUUGAUAGCAACUACUCAAAGAUUGUAGAUCGUCUUGAAGAUUUGAUCCCGCAAGACUACACCUACUCUUCUUCCUGGGGCUUUGAUCGUUAUAAAAUGAUUCGGUCGGCGGAGGGUUAUGCCGGACUAAAGAAUCUCUCUAACACAUGCUAUCUGAAUUCUCUUCUCACCCAACUCUUCAUGAACGUCGGGUUCCGUGACUUCAUGCUUCAGCUUGAACUUGAAGAUCCGGAGUGCUCACAGAGGCUGCUCGUUGAGACGAAAAAAUUGUUCGGGUACAUGCAAGAAACGUGGACUAAGAGCGUCGACUCGCAGGCGUUCGUUGACACAAUACGCACUUACGAGAACGAACCGAUCGAUGUUACGAUCCAAAUGGAUGUCGAUGAGUUCUACAACCUCUUGUUCGACAGAUGGGAGGCCCAGAUCUCAGAUGCAGAGAACAAGAGGAAGUUUCGGUCGUUCUAUGGAGGACAGUUGGUCCAACAGAUCAAGUCGAAAGAAUGCCCCCAUAUCUCCGAGCGUCUUGAACCAUUCUCCGCAAUCCAAUGCGAAAUCAAGGGCAAGGCUACCCUUGAGGAAAGUCUCCAAGCCUAUGUCGAGGGGGAAAUCAUGCAAGGAGAUAACAAGUACUCCUGUACAUCGUGCGGGCGUCAUGUAGAUGCCGUUAAACGUGCCUGCUUGAAAGACGUGCCUGAUAACCUUAUUUUCCAUCUGAAACGUUUCGAUUUUGACAUGGUGACAAUGUUACGGAGCAAGAUCAACGACGAGUUUCAGUUUCCCGAAUUCAUCGACAUGAGUCCGUUCAAAGUUGAGUAUCUCUCAGACCAGACCGCCGAUAUUCAGGAAGACGUCUUCGAGCUGGUCGGUGUUCUUGUUCACAGUGGUACAGCUGAAUCUGGCCAUUACUACUCGUACAUCCGCGAGAGACCUACGGUGGGCGCCAGAGGCUCGUGGGUCGAAUUCAAUGACUCCGAUGUCAGUCGAUUUGAUCCGGGCAAGCUUGCGGAUCAGUGCUUUGGUGGUUAUAACGAUUCCCUGCCGUCCUCGUCCAUGGGUCAGGUCCGGUACAACAAAGUCUGGAACGCUUACAUGCUAUUUUACCAACGAGUUUCCAGCAUGGAUGCUGCAAAGAUGACCUACAGGCCCACAAAACCCCACUACCCCGUUAGUGUGCCCUUGCCCACCGAUCUUGCGAAUCACAUCGUGAUGGAGAAUGAGCUGUUCAUACGGACUUACUGUCUAAUGGACCCAUACCAUGCAUUUUUCGUCCGGUAUCUUCUUUCCGUGCUGCAUGAUGUGAAAGAUCCUGGGGGUGAACCGAGGACCAAGCUAGACAAGCAUGUCAUCUUCAUCGCCUUAGACACGCUGGAACAAUUGCUUUCGAGAACCAGAGAGCCCGUGGGUCUUGAAUUGUUUGUGACUGAUAUCCUCAGGAUAAUUACCGAUGUGCCAAAGGCUGCUCACAGAUCAUUGCAAUGGUUUGCCCAGAAGCCAGCAGCGAUCCGCAACUUGAUUCUAAGGAGUCCCCACGCAGCCGUUCGCAGCAGUUCGAUGCGGAUAAUCAUGUGCGCCCUUUCCAAGCUCCAUGAUCUCUACAAUAAGGAAACCGACAUCACUGAAAAGGAGAAAUGGGAAGACCGAUACAUGGAUGGAUUUGAAAAUGUGGUGGGUACACUGGACGGUCUGUGGUCAACACUCCAUACGGCCAGCCGAGCAUGGGACGAUUACUUCGAGUUCUUGUUCCUACUUGCAAACUUCGGGAAGUACGAGGCCGGAGUUGUGCUCAAAAACGGGUUUCUACUCAAGUGCCUUGAGAUCGUGUGGCUCGAGAAUGAAGAUUCGAAACGGCUAAGGCGCCAGUACCUGUCGCUUGUCAAACUGAUUGAUAAAGGUAGAAGGUUCUCGUACAGGAAACUGAUAGAUCUUAUGGCAAUGCUUUUGGCGCACAUUGAUCUCACCAAGCCGCCCACUCCAGAUGACAAAAGACGAGCUCUACCGAGUGCCAGGUACACCCUCACUGCGUCGGAGAAUGUUUUAAUCCGCGCGCUAGGGAAGCACAAGGAGCUGGCAUUCCUGAAAACCAUCCUGAUGCACAACUACAGUCCUCCGGCGAGCAAAACCAUUGUCACUCACUUUGUGGAUGCGGAUCCCGAUGCUGGCCUCACGGAACCAAUUACAAUAGUCUUGGAGCAAGGCCUCCGGAUGGGACCUGCCGAGCUAUGUGCCCCGUUUCUAGAGGCCGCGUUGAUUUACUGUCGGCGGGGUUUUGAUGAGGAUAGAAUCGCUAGACUGAUCGACUUUGUCGCUAAAGGAGUCGAAACCAUCAACGACAGCGGUGGCAAGGAGCAUCUCUCAUUCUUCACGAGCCUCAUGGGUAGUCGCAAUGAUCGGAUUGGGCUGAACGAAGCUUGGUUCUUGACGCAGCUUGUCGACAAAUCUCCGGACUGGGCCCCAACGCUGCUCAUUUUCCCAGAGAGAGCGGUCAGGAACAUGACCCUGGAAGUUCUUCGACAGAUAUUAUUCAGUGGCGAAGCGGAAGACAUGGGCGACGACUGGCAAACGCAUCAGACCGAAGUCGCCAGGAAACUGGUGCACACAAGCGUUGACAGGUUGCGCAAAACAUACCUCGCUGUCCCGGGCUGCAACGUUGAAGGCAAAACUGUGGAAACCAUUCGCACCGUGAUUGAACACUGCCUGACCACUUAUUUUGGUACCAGCGAUGAAGACCAAGAGGUCAUUCUUCAGACCCAGGACACCAUCGGGGCCAUUGAUGACUUGGUAGUCGACGUUCCGGAAGAGUUGGCGUCCGUGUCUGAUCUGCCUUCUUCAGAAGAAUGGGAUGAUAACUCCGCAAUGGCAAGUGAUUCUGAGAUGGGACUGGCAGGCUCUCCGUGA
Messenger RNA from Aspergillus heteromorphus CBS 117.55, 8074 nucleotides. Its product is annotated as putative ubiquitin C-terminal hydrolase. The record is from RefSeq and is a predicted model, not a curated record. The transcript has 11 exons. The coding region runs from base 473 to 8074 and encodes 2533 amino acids. Gene Ontology annotation, cellular component: cytosol; nucleus. Gene Ontology annotation, biological process: protein deubiquitination. NCBI's taxonomy places the organism in Eukaryota, Fungi, Ascomycota, Eurotiomycetes, Eurotiales, Aspergillaceae. Gene Ontology annotation, molecular function: cysteine-type endopeptidase activity; cysteine-type deubiquitinase activity.